UAAGAACUGAUGAAUACAGAAAGCAUUUUGUUGAUUAAGACAGAAUAUUUAUUUACUCUGGUAAGAAAAAGGUAUAUUUGAAGAUGAGUGUGGAAGUUAUACAAGAAAUGAAAGGGAAUGUCAAAAAUAAACAGAAGGAGACUAAAAGUUGUUAUGAGUCGCUUAAAACUCUGUUCAAUAGUCACAGGAUGAUCAUGAUUAUUGUUUUCAUUGCAAUUCUACUUGAUAAUAUGCUGCUGACAGCUAUCGUUCCAAUUGUGCCCAAAAUACUUAGUGAUGGAGAUAAAAUUAGCAAGAUUAUUGAAAAUGAAACAUCAGGCAGUGAAUGCAAUGAUGGAGUAUUUAAUUUAAGAACAUCUAAAAUCAAUAACACAGAUUUUAUACGUUGCUUUAAUCAAUCAAAUAAGACUUAUCAUGAGAUGAACCACGAAGAACAUAGUAAUGAAAUUGGUCUGAUGUUUGCAAUAAAGCCAAUUGUUCAGUUGAUAUGUAAUCCAUUUAUUGGUCCAAUUACAAAUAGAAUUGGUUAUAGUAUUCCAAUGUUUACUGGAUUGAUUAUCAUGUUUGUAUCAACAAUGAUUUUUGCAUUUGGUAACAACUAUUACCUUCUGUUAGUUGCUAGAGCUGUUCAAGGAAUGGGAUCAGCGUGUUCCAGUGUAUCAGGUAUGGGAAUGUUGGCAACUUACUACACUGAUGAAAAAGAAAGAGGUCGUGCAUUCGCCUUCGCUUUAAGUGGUCUAGCAUUAGGCGUAUUGAUUGGACCACCGUAUGGAGGCGUAACAUUUCAGUUCAUCAGUAAAGAAGCUCCAUUUCUUAUAUUAGCUGGCUUGACUUUAUUCGAUGGAAUUCUUCAGCUGAUUACACUAAAACCAUCUGUGAAACGAGAAAAUCAAAAAGGCACAUCUUUACUGCGACUGUUAAUGGAUCCAUAUAUUCUUAUUGCAACCGGUGCAAUAACAUUUGGAAACUUGGGUAUGGCUAUUCUUGAGCCAACAUUACCAUUAUGGAUGAAAAUCAAAAUGAACUCUGAAGAAUGGGAACAAGGAGUUUCAUUUCUAUCUGGAAGUGUAUCUUAUCUAAUCGGUACAAAUAUAUUUGGACCAAUUUCACAUAGAAUUGGACGUGGUAACAGUGCAGGCAUAGGAUUAUUAAUUUGUUGCUUUAGUCUAAUCGGUCUACCAUUUUCAACAAAAGUAGAACAUUUAAUAGCUCCUAUGUUUGGUCUUGGAUUCGCUAUUGGUAUGAUUGACUCAUCAAUGAUGCCAAUUAUGGGGUACUUGGUCGAUUUACGACAUGUUGCAAUUUAUGGUAGUGUUUAUGCAAUUGCUGAUGUUGCGUUCUGCGUGGGAUUCGCAGCUGGUCCCUUGCUUGGUACCGUAUUGCAAAGAGCUUUGGGUUUCAAAUGGAUGCUUUGGAUUACUGCAAUAAUAUCCUUUGUAUAUGCUCCACUAACAAUAUUUCUCAGAAAACCUCCGAAACGAGACGACGCUAGUGAUCAGGUGGUGGUGAGUGAAUCUACAAACAUGUAGUCAAACGGACAACCACAUAUGUAAAUUCCCAAUAAAAAUGAGUGUUGUAUACAAAGGUGAAAAAGGAAACAAUUUCAAUUGUGCUAAUAUUCUCCUUCAUUAUAUGUUUCAAUAUAUCAUGAAAUAUAAAUAUGUAUUCUU
Molecule: messenger RNA, 1670 nt
Organism: Heterobilharzia americana
Lineage: Eukaryota; Metazoa; Platyhelminthes; Trematoda; Strigeidida; Schistosomatidae
Source: the annotation of a GenBank genome assembly